Molecule: messenger RNA, 1332 nt
Organism: Bacillus rossius redtenbacheri
Lineage: Eukaryota; Metazoa; Arthropoda; Insecta; Phasmatodea; Bacillidae
Product: homeobox protein HMX3-like
Exons: 5
Coding region: 1-1332 (443 amino acids)
Biological process (GO): regulation of transcription by RNA polymerase II
Cellular component (GO): nucleus
Molecular function (GO): DNA-binding transcription factor activity, RNA polymerase II-specific; RNA polymerase II transcription regulatory region sequence-specific DNA binding
Source: RefSeq, a predicted model, not a curated record
AUGAGCGCCGACGAGGCCCCCGACGUGGAGGUGUCGGUGGUGAGCAGCCCCGAGACGAGCCGCUGCUCCAGCCCCGCCCCCGCCUCGCCGCCCACCAAGUCGCCGCUCUACACGUCCUUCUCCAUCUCGAGCAUCCUGGGGCGCGCCGGCCCCCAGCGCAGGCCGCCGCCGCCGCCGGAGGCCGGGCCCUGCGCCGACCCCGCCAUGCUGUCCAGGCUGGGCCUGAUGAGCCAGCUGGGGGCCUUCGCCGCCGGCCGCAGUCCCUUCCUGGCCGUGUACCCGCCCUCGGCCGACAAGCCGUGCCCGUGGUACGCCUGGGCCGCGUCGCGCGCCCACCUGCCAGACCUCGCCGAGAGGGCCAGCCCCGCAGGUGGGAGGGCGAAGGGCAAGUCGCGACACCUGAAGGUCGCUGACUCGCCCUUCGAGGCCCGCCUCGUCAGGGGUGCCCCCGUCUACCCGGGCACACGCGGCUCGACGACCACCAACGAGGAGACCUCGCCCCCCGGGUCGCCGCGCGCCGUGUCUCUCGACCAGCGCCGAGGCAGCCCCGCCUCCUCGGAGGACAACCAGUACGGGGGCGGCAGCCCGCCGCCCAGCCCCCGGAGGCCGCCGCCGCCGCCGCACCACCUGGCGAGCCUGCUGGCACCGCACCACCCGGCGUUCCUGCACCUCGCCAAGUCGCCCAGUCGCCAGGAGCCCGAGGACGACUCGCACGACGACGACGACUACGACAAGGACGCGAAGAAGGACGGCGGCGGCAGCUCCGGCGGCGGCUCCGGGGGCAACUCCGGGGGCGGUGGUGGCGGCGGCAGCAACAGCUCCAAGCGCAAGAAGAAGACGCGCACCGUCUUCUCCCGCAGCCAGGUGUUCCAGCUCGAGUCCACAUUCGACAUGAAGCGCUACCUGUCGAGCUCGGAGCGCGCCGGCCUCGCCGCGUCGCUGCACCUCACCGAGACGCAGGUCAAGAUCUGGUUCCAGAACCGCCGCAACAAGUGGAAGCGGCAGCUCGCCGCCGAGCUGGAGGCGGCCAACAUGGCGCACGCCGCCCAGCGCCUGGUGCGUGUGCCCAUCCUGUACCACGAGGCCGCAGCGGCGGCGGCGGCCGCCGCGGCACAGGGGGCGGGGCAGGCUGGUGGUGGCGCGGGUGUUGCUCCUCCAACCUCAUUACACCCACAUCCACACCCACACCAUCAUCACCACCACCACCUGGACGUGGCGACAUCUUCCGCCGCCACCACGGCAUCAUUCCCAACCCCGCUCUACUACCAUCACGCACACAGUCUGCCCGCCAGCCCCGUGGCCUCCAGGGCGCCUCUCUCCAGCUUGGUGUAG